Molecule: messenger RNA, 2594 nt
Organism: Platichthys flesus (European flounder)
Lineage: Eukaryota; Metazoa; Chordata; Actinopteri; Pleuronectiformes; Pleuronectidae
Gene: stk26
Product: serine/threonine protein kinase 26
Exons: 12
Coding region: 287-1504 (405 amino acids)
Biological process (GO): protein phosphorylation
Molecular function (GO): protein kinase activity; ATP binding
Source: RefSeq, a predicted model, not a curated record
GUGUGUACGUGGUUGUGUGUGUGUGUGUAGUUGGUUCAUUUCCUCACUUUUUCUCUGAGGCCUCUGACACAAACAAACCUCCUGCUGCUCGCUCGGAUUCGAACCGCACCAGGUUAACAAACUGUGUUCGUCUCUUUGGUCGCGGGACACGUUCGAGUCCAGGUCGAAGUUGGACUAACAGGAGAAGAAGGAGAAGAGGAGGCGACAGAGGAGGAGAAGGAGCAGCAGCAGCAGAAGGAGAGAACGAGGAGGUGGAGGAGGAACAGGGCGUUCGGACGAAGUGGCCAUGGAGGUUCCUGGUAUGCAGAGCUCCCAGAUCGAUCCUGAGGAGUUGUUCACUAAACUAGAUCGUAUCGGAAAAGGAUCGUUUGGAGAGGUGUUCAAAGGCAUCGAUAACCGCACUCAGAGCGUUGUUGCCAUAAAGACCAUCGACCUGGAGGAGGCGGAGGACGAGAUCGAGGACAUCCAGCAGGAGAUCACGGUCCUCAGUCAGUGCGACAGCCCCUACAUCACCAAGUACUUCGGCUCCUACCUGAAGGGCAGUAAACUAUGGAUCAUCAUGGAGUAUCUGGGUGGAGGCUCAGCUCUGGACUUGCUGCGGGCGGGUCCGUUCGACGAGUCUCAGAUCGCCACCAUGUUGAAGGAGAUCCUGAAGGGUCUGGACUACCUGCACUCGGAGAAGAAGAUCCACAGAGACAUCAAAGCCGCCAACGUGCUGCUGUCGGAGCACGGCCAGGUGAAGCUGGCGGACUUCGGUGUGGCCGGUCAGCUGACGGACACGCAGAUCAAGAGGGAGACCUUCGUGGGGACGCCCUUCUGGAUGGCUCCAGAGGUCAUCCAGCAGUCCGCCUACGACUCCAAGGCCGACAUCUGGUCGCUGGGCAUCACGGCCAUCGAGCUCGCCAAAGGUGAACCCCCGAACUCGGACAUGCACCCGAUGCGAGUUCUGUUCCACAUCCCCAAGUCUCCACCGCCCACGCUCACCGGAGAGUUCUCCAAGAGCUUCAAAGAGUUCACAGAGGCCUGUCUCAACAAGGACCCCACCUUCCGUCCCACAGCGAAGGAGCUCCUCAAACACAAGUUCAUCAUCAAAUACUGUAAGAAGACGUCCUACCUCAGCGAGUUGAUUGACAGGUACAGGAGGUGGAAGGAGGAGGGGCACAGCGGCAGCAGCUCCGACGACUCCGACAGUGAGUCCAGUAACAAGGAGAACAGUGAGUCUCCUGAAUGGUCUUUCACCACCGUUCGUAAGAAGAAGACCGAGGGCAGGAAGGUUCUCAACGGAACGGUUCCGGAACAGUUGAGUAAAUCAACCAGUCUGACCACAGUCAUCUCUCCUGUCUUCACCGAGUUGAAGCAGCAACACAAGGAGCACUCCGAGCAGCGCCACGCCAUCGAGGAGCUGGAACGCAACAUCCGAUUGGCCGAGGACGUGUGUCCAGGCAUCACGGACAGGAUGGUCACACACAUCAUUGCCAGGUACCAGAAAUUCACGACCAACUGAAGGACGGACGGACGGAGAGAAGGACGGACGGAGAGAAGGACGGGUGUGAAGUGAAGACUGUCCCCGUACGGUGACGCUGCUGGACGAUCGGAUACGAAGGAGAUUUGCUGUGCGAUGUCUCCUCGCUGUACACACACCUACACACCUAGACACACACACCAACACACACACACACACUACUAAUGUAAUAUAUACACUAUAUAUUAUGUAUAUAUUUUUUUUUCACUGCCGCUGGUUGAACCUUUCCCCCCCCCCACGUCGGAAUCGAAAGACGGCUGCACUUUGGAUGAACUGAUAUUUGUGAGUCGGUCGGACUUUUGGCUUUUCAUUUCCCGGUUCCAGGGUCAUGAACUUUCUCCGGUUCUUUCUUCCUCCUUUUUUUUUUUUUUUUUCCCCCAAUCACUUCUCAAGCUUAAGUUUUGAAAGCAAAGUGAGGCGCCGCCUUGAGUCCGACUUCAUUCAAACUCGACUCCAUGAAUAAUCUCCCCCGACGCCCUGAUUUGCCGCCAUGUGCCUUAAUUGUCGAUGUUGUCGUUUUCUAAAAGAUGUCACUUUUUGUGUAGUGGAGAUGUUUUUUGUUCACCACAGAUUAACGACGUGUAACGAGGGGUUGUCGUCCUGUCAUUGCGUGACCAGUGUGUCGGCCUUGACCUUGUAUAUUUCUUUGUGUUUGCUCGGUAGCACUUGAGACAGAUUCUCUGCCAAUAUUGCAUUUUGUUUUGUUGUCUUCGGUAAAACUUUUCACUCACAGCUCCUCGAUUCUGGAAUUCAGCUCAGAUCCGACAUUCAAACUUUGAGGGGAAAUCUCUUCCACUUCUGGUUGAGAUUAAAAUACAAUUGAAUUCAAGUUUCCACAGUUUAAAACUUAAUCCUUGAUGUUUUAUCACCUAACAAGUGACGGGAGCUGUUAAAUAAAGGUUUUACCGACCGUUUGUACCAAAGACACUAUAAAACUUUUUAUAUAUCAUAAGGGAUACAAUAAUGCUUGUUGAGGGGGAAAUGUAUGGAAGAUGUACGAUUUUACAGUAAUGUUCUUUUUUUGUAGCGGGACUUAGAGUUUUAUGAAUAAAUAUUUAAGUUUGAUUCAAAA